UCAUCAUCACCGGUGGAAUGGGCUUUCACCUUCAAGAAGACCCUUGAGAACGCCUUCAAGAUCGGCAACAGCCCUUUGACGAGGCCGGCAGCAAAAUCGUCGGCGAGAUCGUCGAGGAAGGCCAAGAAGAACAACGUCCAGAUCGUCCUGCCCGUCGACUACGUCACCGCCGACAAGUUCUCCGCGGACGCCACCGUUGGCUCGGCCACCGACGCCAACCAUCCUCUGGAACGGUCCCCGGUGUUCGAGCUUAAGCCCUUCGCCAAGGCUACCGAGGAUACGCUCGAUGCCGCUGUCAAGGCUGCUCAGUCCGGCUCCAUUGUCAUCAUCGGCGGUGGUGACACCAGCUACCGUAAAGCCGCCAAGCGCUCGCUCGAGCUCCCCGAAGGCAAGGAGUUGCCCGGUGUUGCUGCUCUGUCCAGCAAAUGA
Penicillium bovifimosum is the source of this 429-nucleotide messenger RNA. Its product is annotated as phosphoglycerate kinase. Gene Ontology annotation, biological process: glycolytic process; gluconeogenesis. The annotation marks the transcript as partial. The record is from RefSeq and is a predicted model, not a curated record. NCBI's taxonomy places the organism in Eukaryota, Fungi, Ascomycota, Eurotiomycetes, Eurotiales, Aspergillaceae. The transcript is spliced from 3 exons. Gene Ontology annotation, cellular component: cytosol. Gene Ontology annotation, molecular function: ADP binding; ATP binding; phosphoglycerate kinase activity.